AUGGCGCAAUGGGAUCACAUUUCUGCUCCCAGCUGGGCACAGCGGGUGGUCCUGCUGUACCGCAGACACCACAGGGCGCAGGUGAUGCCCUCUGCCUGGGACAGGAAACGCUACAACUCAGAGCUGGACAAAGCAGCAGCUUUACUCCCCAGCCUCAUUUCUAGCGAAUACCUCGGGACCAGGUUUCAGGCAGUCUACGGAGUGCUGCUCUUUGCGGAUAUUUCAGGUGGGGUGAUCGGGAGGAGCAGCCAUGGACAUUUCACUUCUUUGGUGGAGAACUGUAUCUGGAAGAGUGGUUCAGAGAGAGGUACUGAUGAGCUGGUGGAAGCCCUCAAUCACUACCUGUGUGACAUUUUGGAGGACGUGCUGACUCUUGGAGGUGACAUCUUGAAGUUUGCUGGGGAUGCUGUGCUGCUGCUGUGGAGAACAAGACCCAGUGAGAUGGCCCAGACCAUCAGCCUUGUGGUGCACUGUAGCUGGCAGAUCCAGAAGUACCGGAGGCAUGACAUGCAUAUGGGUCAGAAAUUCCGACUGAAGAUAGGGAUCUCUGCAGGGGACAUGCACCACCUCAGUUUUGGAGAUGAGAGGCGGCAGUUCUUCUGUGUCAUUGGCAAGGCCCUGGAAGAUGUCUGUGAGGCUGGAGUACUUGCGGGUGCAGGUGAAAUUGUCCUCUCAGCCAGCUGCUGGGAGCUCUGUGAGAAGGACCGGUUCAGGACCAGACGUAUUGCAGGCAAAACGGCUGUGAAAGUUACAGGCAUGAAUCAGAUGUCUCAGUCAGAAUGCCAAGUUAUUUUAGACAAGCUCUUACAGAAGGAGAAGUGCCACACUGUGGAAAAUGAAUUUACAUACCCAACGCUGCUAUCAGGAAGCCAUCAUGGUCUUGUCUUCCAGUUUGAUGACAGGGUGCUGCAGGACGUCCUCUCUGAGCUACGGCCAGUCACCAGCCUCUUCCUCCGCCUGGAUUUUGAUGCAAAGAACGUAGUAUUUUUCCGCAGUGUCCUCAACAAAGUCAACAGCCUUAUACAGGAAAUCAUCUAUCCUCUCAAGGGCGAAGUGAACAAAGUCCUCCUGUUUGACAAAGGCUGCACAUUCCUCUGUGUGUUUGGGCUCCCUGGAGUAAAGGUGCUGCACGAGAGCAGUCACGCUUUGCAGAGUGCUAUUCAGAUCUUCAACUCGUGCUCCGAGAUCAUUGCGAAAAUAGGGACAGUGUCUGUGUCCGUUACCAGUGGGAUGACAUUCUGCGGCCUCAUUGGCCACCCUCUGAGGCACGAGUACACAGUCAUUGGCCAUAAGGUGAACUUGGCAGCCCGGAUGAUGAUAUGCUACUCUGGGCUGGUGACCUGUGAUACCAGGACCUAUGCCAGCUCUGGGCUGCCCCCUUGCUACUUCAAGGAGCUGCCGAAGAGAAAGAUGAAAGGCUUCAUACAUCCUACCACUGUCUAUCAAUAUGUGGGGAUCACCACAAAGAGCAUAUUUGGCAUGGCUCUUUCCAUGAAGAUGCCAGAGAAUACCUCCUUGCUGGGUCGAAAGAAGGAGAUUGACCUCUUUGUCAACUGCUUGGAAGCCUGCAACCGUUUUGGACAAAGACACAUGCUGGCAUUUGAGGGCACGAGGGGCUCUGGAAAGAGCCAAUUACUUAAUCACUUGGCCCAGUUAGGCCAGUCUGCUGGGUACAGGGUAUUUGGCAUGGAACUGCUAGAGGUCAACGUGAGGCAGUCCUUCUCUGCCGUGCGUAUUCUGAUGGCCAGGGGGCUAGGCCUCCAGGAGUGCGAAUCGUGCAGUGCCAGGGAGCACGUGCUAAAGACAUAUCUCCAAGGGAUUAUUGAAGAGAGCAACUACUGCCUCCUCAAUGACAUUUUCCUUGUCAAGAUCAUUGAUAGAAAUGCCAUAUUUAUCAUCGACAAUGCCCAUUUCAUUGACCCUGCCUCCUGGAGUAUUAUGGCACCCCUGCUCUGGAACAUCUCCGUCUUCAUGGUCAUGAGCUUAUGCCCAGGCUUUGCAAGAACUGAGAGCUUUCACAAAGCCAUAACAGACAACCUGAUGUCCCAUAAAAUCACCUGCCUUCAUCUAGAGAAGCUGAAACCUUCAUCUGUGGCGCAGAAGCUCUGCCAGGACCUUGGAGUGGUCAGCAUCCCCAGGGCUUUAGUGAGGUUCCUGGUCCAAAGAAGCCUGGGAAUCCCAUAUGUUGUUGAGGAGCUGGUGCACUUCCUUUGUUGCAACAAGAUGCUCUUGUUCCGCACUGAGAGGAGGGGUGAAGAAGCAGAAGACAACUGGGAGAACCUGAACACUUUUGCAGUCCAGGCGUCAGCCAUCACAACAAGCUCAAGGUCCAGCCUAGGGUCUGCGGCCAUGAUCUGCAUCUUAAGGCCAGGCGUGAACCUGGACAGCAUCGCGCUGCCCCGUAACCUGAAAGAGAUUGCGCUGGCUCAGCUGGAUGAGAUCAAGUCACUGGAGCAGAUCGUUUUGAAGUUUGCAGCUGUCAUCGGACUGGUGUUCACCACCCAGAUGCUGUCAUACAUUCUUCCCACUAACAUAAAGCACAAGAUGACUGUCUUGUUGGACAGCUUAGUGAGUAACAACAUCCUCAAGUGGAUGGAGAGCACCGAGGAGCCAGAAGAUGUCCAAGAUCCUAGCAAGGAGCCAGCCACCUCUGCGCAGGGAGAGAUUGGUGUGGAGACCUCCACCCCACGCAAGCAGAGCGUGGGGUGUCAAUUUGGUGUACUGAUGUUCCGUAAGCCACUGCUGCAGCAGGCUGCCUACGAGCUGUGGGUCCAGAAACAUCGGUUCGCCCUGCACUGCAAGUGUGCUGCCUUCCUGGAGCGGCAUGCACACAAAUGCCAGAGAUGUGGCCAAGGGGACUUCAUUGUCUUCCACCGCUUCGCUGUUGCCAGUACCCAGGACAAAAGGAGCUGUGAGGACCUUGAUGAUGGGGAUGACCCACACUCCUGGAAGGCCUUGGUGCUGGCUGGAGAACAGAUGAAGAGGGAGAGGAUCUGUGCCACUGCAGAUAUUACAGAUACUCAGGAGGAGCAGAAGCAGAAGAAAGCUUUUGUGGAAGAGAAUUUUGGGCAGUUUUUGGCAAGGAACAAACAGACAACUGAGCUGUCCAGCAAGACUGACAGGGAGGACAACAGUGCAUGCUCGUGUGACUGCAAAGGCAUUGUGGAGUCAGUGCUUCUGCCUUUGGUUCAUCACUACGUGAUACUGGGUAAUGUGGCCAAAGCCUUUUACUACCUUCUGGAGUCUGCAGCUGCCUACCUGCAUGUCUGCAACUGCUACAUGGCCCUCAGGAAACUGAGUGAAGCGGAGGUCCUGAGGAACUCUCUAAAGAAUAAAGCAAAUGUGAUAUCCCGCUUUGAAGAUGCCACCUUCUUCAGCCUCAAAGGGGAGGUCUGCUGUUGUAUGGGACGCAUGGAGCUGGCAAAGAAAAUGACCAGAAAGGCUUUGAGCCUGCUGGGAAGGCCAUUUCCCCGGACCUGCGCUGAAGACCUUGUCAGGUCUCAGGUGGAAAAGUUGCAGUGUGCCUUUUAUGUUGCCAGAAGAGCAUCCUCCCUUCCUCAGGAGGCCCAGAAGAAGAAGGUCGCCUGGCUGCUGCGGCAGAGCUGCUGCCUUUCCUUACUGGAGCACCUCUUCAGCCUGGAGGGCACUUCUGUUGGAUGGAGGCUGUCCCGCCUGGCAGUGCGCAUGAAGGCCAACACAGACAGGGCAGUGGACUUCUAUCAAUCAGUCAGCCUGCAGGAGCUAUGA
This is a messenger RNA of Nestor notabilis (Kea), 3747 nucleotides long. RefSeq names its product adenylate cyclase 10 (soluble) (gene ADCY10). Bases 1 to 3747 code for a protein of 1248 amino acids. Gene Ontology annotation, cellular component: cytoplasm. The transcript is spliced from 24 exons. Lineage: Eukaryota; Metazoa; Chordata; Aves; Psittaciformes; Psittacidae. Gene Ontology annotation, biological process: intracellular signal transduction; cyclic nucleotide biosynthetic process. Gene Ontology annotation, molecular function: adenylate cyclase activity. The record is from RefSeq and is a predicted model, not a curated record.